AGUCAAUAUUACGAUUUCUCGCUGACAAAGGCAAAUGAAGCCAUGUUUUUGCUUACAAACAAGUAACAUUUAACGCCUUGAUCUGGAGCUCGGCGCUGUCGCCCUAGUCAGGAGGCCGUCUUGCGCUCGCGUUUUCUCUGAUCGACAUCUGGAUAUUAUAGGCUACCGGACUAGAAUAUGUUUUAUUUUUUUAGCUGUGACUGAGGACAUCGUCCACCAAACUACUUGACAACGAACUGAACUCACCCAAAAACACGAGGAAGACGUAUAGGGAAAAUCCUAAGGGGAUAUUUAGGGAUUCAGAAAAUGAGUUUCGGGGUGAGCUCCUGAAUCAGCGGUGGACGCGAGGCGAGAGGAUCAGCCGCUGCCAGCCCGCACAGAGACUGCAGAGCGGACCAAUCAAAAUGAGUGUGGAGAGUGAUGACACGCGAAGCACACGCACACGCUCCAAGGGAAUCAGAGUUCCUAUAGAGCUUGUUGGACAAGAGCUGAGCUGCCCCACCCCUGGAUGCAAUGGCUCUGGCCACAUCAGUGGGAGAUAUUCACGACACAGAAGUGUGCUGGGCUGCCCCUUGGCCAGGAAGCGACGUCUGGCAGACGCUGAGGCAGAGCAGGACCAGCCGUCCUCUAAAAGGAAGUCCCACCCUCUAAAGCUGGUCAUGGACGAGGGCUUCAGCAUGGACAGUGAUGGGAGCAGCGAAGAGGCAGAGGAGGAGGCCAAAGAGGAGGAGAAAGAGGAGGACGAGAAGGAGGAGAAGACAGAAGAGCUGACCCAGGAACAGCCACAGCACGAAGAAGAAACCGAGGAGGAGCAGGAGGAAAGGCAGGAGAAGGAGACAGAGGAGGGGGAGAACACAGAUCAGGAAGAGGAGGAGAACACAGAUGCAGCUGAUGCAGAUGAAGAGGAAUGUAUGAUCAUUGAGCCGGUAUCUAGUAAAACAGCUUGCAAAGCUGAAGAGGGGGAAUGGCCUAAGAGUGAGGACUACUCCAGCUACCAUCAGAUCCUAGCCAACUCUCUACUCCACCUGGGCGGGGUCCCCGACACCACAGAGACCACCUCACACGAGCCCGUUACCAUGGAGACAGAGGAAGAUGUCACAGCUGUGAAGCACUCCGUUGUGGUAGUGGAACACUCAGAGGCGCAGGAGGAAGAGGAGGAGGGACAGGAGGAGGAAGAGGAGGAGCAGCAACCUGCAGAGAAAGAGGAGGAGGAGGAGGGAGAGGAGGAAGAGGAGGAGGAAGAGGAAGAUGAGGAAGAGGAAGAUGAGGAGGAGGAGGAGGAGGAGGAGGGAAGUGUUAAAGUAAGUGAAGAACCUUCUGUUGUAGAUAGGGUGGAGGAGGAAGAGGAGGAGGAGGAGGAAGAUGAGAUUGAGGAGGCUAGAGAGGCUGUGACACAGAGAACCUUUGACCACCCAUACUUCACUGGAGACAUCCACCAGCAGCAGGACAAGGCUGAGGAAGAUGAAGAGGAGGAAGAGUAUGAAGAGGAGAGAAGGGAAGCAAAGCACCAGCCACAUGAGAUACUAGAGGAAGAGGAGGAGGAGGAGGAGGAGGAUGAAGAUGACAUUGAGGAGGUGGACGUGAGAGUGCACCCUGUCUUCCUGCCCACCACCAUCACUGCAGCAGCUCAGGGACCAGCCACACAGAGGGAGAGAGAAGAGCACAGGGCCAGGACUACAGAGGAUUACAUCUCCCACAGGACCAGCCACCUAGAGAACUACAACCCCCACAGGACCAGCCCACUGGAGAACUACAACCCCCACAGAGUCAGCCCCUUACAGCACUACACCUCCCAUAAGGCUUCAGCAGCCUCUGACAUCAUCGAGGUGCGUUCAGAGGAUUCGGGUAGGGACUACGAUGAAGAAGAUGGUGAUGAGGAGGAAGAAGAUGACAGUUUGUCUCAGAGGUGGACAGAUGAGUCAGAGAUGUAUGAUAUGACCCGGGGCAACCUGGGGCUUCUGGAGCAGGCCAUCGCCCUGAAGGCAGAACAGGUGAAGGGGCCUCGCGACCUCCUCCUCCUCCGUCACCCCGUCGUCACCCCGGAGCACCACCACCGCUACUUCACCAUGGAUGACCGGCCCAAACACCUGGACACCAUGCGCAAGAGCUACUUCAGCAGUAAAGCUGUCUCUACAGAAGGCAGCAGGCCAGAGAAGAGGGAGAUCAAAUGCCCCACCCCUGGCUGUGACGGGACUGGUCAUGUUACUGGACUCUACCCCCACCACCGCAGCCUGUCUGGCUGUCCUCACAAGGACAGGAUCCCCCCUGAGAUCCUGGCCAUGCAUGAGAACGUGCUGAAGUGUCCGACCCCAGGCUGCACCGGACAGGGCCAUGUCAACAGCAACCGCAACACCCACCGCAGUUUGUCAGGAUGCCCCAUCGCAGCCACAGAGAAGCUGUCCAAGAGCCACAACCUUGACAAGCAGCAUCUCUCCCAGCCAAUCAGAGAGCACCUCAAAGAAAGUCCCAACAACAAUGACAGAGUUUUAAGGCCCAUGUGUUUUGUGAAGCAGCUGGAAGUACCUCACUAUGGGCAGUACAGGCCCAAUAUGGUGCCUGCCACACCUCGUGCCAACCUGGCCAAGGAGCUGGAGAAGUACUCCAAGGUCUCCUUUGAUUAUGCAAGCUUCGACUGUCAGGUGUUUGGGAAACGCAUGCUUGCUCCAAAGAUACCGACCAGCGAAGCCUCACCCAAAGCCUUCAAAUCUAAACUCUCGUCCCCCAAGUCUUCUUCUCCCAGCCUCAGCCUGCAUGGAGGUUAUGGAAAGACUGCCUCCUCUUCUGCCUACGACUACUCCCAUGAAGCCCAGGCAGCACACAUGGCUGCCACCGCUAUCCUAAACCUGUCCACACGCUGCUGGGAGAGGCCUGAGAACCUGAGCACCAAGCACCAGGACCUGGCUAGCAAGAGCAUGGACAUCGAGGUGGACGAGAAUGGGACUCUUGACCUGAGCAUGAAGAAGCCCGUCAAACGAGAGGGCACCAGCCCUGGGGUAUGUUCCCCAGACCCCUCCUCCUCCUCUUCCUCCCUGCACCACGGAGGCAGCAGUGGCAUGACCUCGCCCCACACAGGCCACGCCUACAAACAGGAACACUGGGAGGAGCCUCUGGACUACACCAAACCUAACCGCCAGCGGGAGGAGGACACAGAGGAGAUGGAGCACCACACAGCGCAGUCGUUUGCCUCGUCCGACCCUGAGGACAUGGACCUGAUGCAGGACUACCCCGAGGAGAGGAAGUACCCUGGAGAGGUCACCACUCCAAACUUCAAGGUCCAGUUCCAACAGCCAAAGGAUUGCAAGAAAGAUGUGCUCCUGUGCCCCACUCCUGGCUGUGACGGCAGUGGCCACAUCACCGGAAACUAUGCAUCCCAUCGCAGUCUGUCUGGGUGUCCUCUUGCUGAUAAGAGUCUUCGGUCCCUCAUGGCGACCCACUCUGCUGAACUCAAGUGCCCCACUCCAGGAUGUGAUGGUUCAGGACAUAACACUGGAAACUACGCCUCCCACAGAAGUUUGUCUGGGUGUCCCCGUGCCAAGAAAGGUGGAUUAAAAACAUCUCCCACCAAGGACGACAAGGAGGACUCCGAGCUCUUAAAAUGCCCUGUGCCUGGCUGUGACAGCCUAGGUCACAUCAGUGGGAAGUACGCCACGCAUCGCAGUGCCUAUGGGUGCCCGCUGGCUGCCCGCAGGCAGAAGGAAGGGAUGCUCAACGGUAACCCCUUUUCCUGGAAGGCCUUCAAGACGGAGGCCCCCACCUGCCCCACCCCCGACUGCGAUGGAUCAGGACACGCCAACGGCAGCUUUCUCACACACCGCAGUCUCUCUGGCUGUCCCAGAGCCUCCUUUGCCAAGAAGAAAGCCAAGUUCCCUGGAGAGGAGUACCUGAGCACCAAGUUCAGGGCCAGUGGCGUUCUGGAUAAUGACGAGGACAUGAAGCAACUCAACAAGGAGAUCAAUGAGCUCAACGAGACCAACAACGAGAUGGAGACAGACAUGGUGAACCUGCAGACACAGAUCUCAUCCAUGGAGAAGAACCUGAAGAACAUUGAGGAUGAGAACAAGCUGAUUGAGGAGCAGAAUGAGGCUCUCUUCGUGGAGCUAUCUGGCCUCAGCCACGCCCUGAUCCGCAGCCUGGCCAACAUACGUCUCCCACACAUGCAGGAGCCAAUCACUGAGCAGAAUUUCAACAGCUACUUGAGCACCCUGACUGACAUGUACACCAACAAGGAGUGCUUCCAGAACCCGGAGAACAAGGCUCUGCUGGAGAGCAUCAACAAGGCUGUGAAGAGCAUCAAGGUGUGAAAACCUUGAAAAAAUAAAAAGUGAAAACAUGUAAAAGGAGAGAUGGAGUCAAGAGACCACAGUAUAUUUACCGAGAAUACAAAUACAAAAAGGGCAUUCAGGUUUUAUAAACGACAACUUAAAUUAAACCCAGGGAGCAUUCUGUAAAGAAGAAAAACUUAACUAGGACCAAAAUCCAAACCUGCUGCUGCUGGGAUCGGAAGGAGGAAGUGGAAUGGAACCAAAUCCUUCAGUUUGAAUUGAUGAAAAAAAAAUCUAUAUCUGGGGAUUUGUUUGUUAUGUGUUAUCUUUGUCGUUUUCAUGUCUGUCCUGUUUUGGAGGUGUCUCAUUGACUGUCUCAAUGUAUACUGUAAUUCAAGCUUUAGUUCAGCAACAAUUUGGAGAAGAAAGAAGAAAGAAAGAUGGGAAGUAGUGGGUCUGACCUGCCUACAUGAGGUGAAGAAAACCGUUGAGGAAAUAUCAAAAACCAAGCCGAUGAAACGCCAACGUUGUGUUCUAGGGAAGACACUAAGGCUUCAUUCAGAAAGGUUGCUCUGGGGCAGGAUAAGGAGAGCGUGCUUGUGAGCGGUGCAGCCAUCCCUAUUGAGGAGAAGCAAAUGGAGAAUCACUGAACUCUGAGGUCUUCUUGAGCAAUGGUUCAUGUACUUAUUGUUGUUACUUACUGCAGCAAGAUGUCAACACGGCUCUAUGUCUCAAAUCAGCGGAACAACUCUUCAAAUGAAGAUUAAGUCACAAAUCACGGGGGAGUUUUUCUCUUCUGAAAAUCAACAGUACAGCCUGUACUAUAUUUUUAAUGGAACAACUGGUGUCUGAGUGCAGCAAAUACAGCCUUUUUUCUUUGAACUGAAUGAUGAUAGUAAUGGUCAAUUCCAGUUAGUCCUAUCAAUAGUUUUUAUGAACAUAGAAAAUGCACUUCAUUUCAAUGAAUAGUUUGUGGUACAAUAAUUCUUGUUAUAUAAAUUAUAAAACAUUUGUGAAUGCACAAAAUUGUAAUUUAUUGCCAUUUUAUGUUAAACUACUUGUAUUUAUUUAAUGUUAUCUAUUUAUUCACUUUAUUUUUUUGUUUUGUGAAACACAAAAUGCAACCCUGCUGGUCUAUCAUGGCCAUAAAGAUUUAAAACAGGGAGACUUCGACAUCAAUAUUUAAAAAUCUAUAUAGAUAACUGUUCACACUUAAUUAUUUUAUAUAUCUUAUUUUAUUUUAAAUAUUUUUUUUUUACAUUUUUAAGUGCAGAUAUUUUAUAACUGACAAAGUUUUGAUAAUUUUAUAAAACUGUUUUCAUUUCUGUUAUUUCUGUUAUGAUAAAGUAUCUUCAGAAAAUCCACGGCUUAAAAAGAAAGUAUGUAUUUAUUAUUUAUUUAAUAUUGAGGAAAUUGACUGUCAUAUGGUUGUAUAUUUAUUUAGUCAUUUCUGUGUGUCCUGUGAUGGCUGAGUCUUAGUAGUCUUAAAAUCCAUUGCUAAUAUUUAAAUAAAGAAAAAAACAUGUCUAGAAAGAAAAUCAUAGAAUAUUGUUUGAUUUGCUUUCAUAGAUAUACCAGCAGUUAUUCCUAAGCAGAAUAACCAACAAAAGCAGUCACUGUUCUGUUGGUAUCAGAUUGUCUUUGUGUCAGCAAGGAGUUGUUUGCGUUUUGUCAGGAAAAAUAAGACCAAGAAAAUAGAAGGAUAAAAUGUUUCUUCCCCGAGCGCUUUGUAGUGGCCAACACUGGCUAACCCAAAACAUCUUUAAUGUACCAGAGAUGUUUUAAUGCCUUUUGAUCAAAUAUUUUUUCUCUGUUUAUUCUUUUCUCUAAAUGUCUUGGGCAGAAGCUCCAUAGAGCUCUUUUCCAGUGUGUUCUAGAGCUCUGUUCAAGUGUGUUCUAGAGCUCUGUUCCAGUGUGUUCUAGAGCCCUGUUCAAGUGUGUUCUAGAGCUCUGUUCCAGUGUGUUCUAGAGCUCUGUUCCAGUGUGUUCUACAGCUCUGUUCAAGUGUGUUCUAGAGCUCUGUUCCAGUGUGUUCUAGAGCUCUGUUCAAGUGUGUUCUAGAGCUCUGUUCCAGUGUGUUCUAGAGCUCUGUUCCAGUGUGUUCUAGAGCUCUGUUCCAGUGUGCUCUAGAGCUCUGUUCCAGUGUGUUCUAGAGCUCUGUUCCAGUGUGUUCUAGACUAGAUGUCUGGGUCUAAAACACUUCAAGGAAAAACUAAACCAUCAAGGAGAAUGACAACUAAUAUCAGAUCCACUACGCCCAUGUAGCCUUAUUUUAGAUUUCAUUUGUUGAUGCACAAAGUGCCACAAACCCCUCACUUUCUUUCCUGAUUCUUUGCAUUCUGCAAUGUACAAUGUCUAGUCACGUGACAUGACCAGGGCGUCAGACCGAGAGUUGGGAUUGUUUCAGAUGCCUUUGUUUCUUUGCCAAGAUGGCCAUAAGUACACUGUAUAUACAUUCUGUAUAAAUAGACAUUUAAAAGCUAUAUGAAUAGAAACAUGCAUAUAUUUUUCCAGUGUAAUUGUUGCCUCUUUUCCUCUUCUGUUAGCUUAUCAGAGGAACUACACCUGUCUGAGAGUUGUGACGAAUAGAGGCGGAUAUGACUGUGGCUUUUUAGGUUUCCUUUUCUAUGGAUUUCUCUCUAUCUUUGAUCCAGACAUGGUGAAAAUGCUAACGCAUGUUGUAGUGAAUCUGAAAUGCUAACGCAUGUUGUAGUGAAUCUGAAAUGCUAAUGUAUGUUGUAGUGAAUCUGAAAUGUCUGUAAUCUUAACUAAAUGGUUGGCUCUUCGUUCAAGUGUCCUGUGAGUGAGUUCAUGCAUAGAGGCCUCUUUGGUCACAUUGGCGUUAUAUUGUGCAGUACUGUGUCGUUGUGAUAAGAUUAUGAUAAGGUCAGCUCUCAAACACAGAUCACAACGUUAAAAAGCCAAUAGGGAACGUGUAGUACUUGCUCUGAGUGAUCUGUUGCAACUAGGAGGAGACCCUGUGAAAAUAUGAUGAGGUAACCUAGUGGGAGACCCUGUGGUAAUAUAAUGAGGUAGCCUAGUGGGAGACCCUGUGAUAAUAUAAUGAGGUAGCCUAGUGGGAGACCCUGUGAUAAUAUGAUGAGGUAACCUAGUGGGAGACCCUGUGGUAAUAUAAUGAGGUAGCCUAGUGGGAGACCCUGUGAUAAUAUAAUGAGGUAGCCUAGUGGGAGACCCUGUGGUAAUAUAAUGAUGUAGCCUAGUGGGAGACCCUGUGAUAAUAUGAUGAGGUAACCUAGUGGGAGACCCUGUGGUAAUAUAAUGAGGUAGCCUAGUGGGAGACCCUGUGAUAAUAUGAUGAGGUAGCCUAGUGGGAGACCCUGUGGUAAUAUAAUGAGGUAGCCUAGUGGGAGACCCUGUGGUAAUAUAAUGAGGUAGCCUAGUGGGAGACCCUGUGAUAAUAUGAUGAGGUAGCCUAGUGGGAGACCCUGUGAUAAUAUAAUGAGGUAGCCUAAUGGGAGACCCUGUGAUAAUAUAAUGAGGUAGCCUAAUGGGAGACCCUGUGAUAAUAUAAUGAGGUAGCCUAAUGGGAGACCCUGUGAUAAUGGGUAGUGUAAUUAGCUUUCAGAAAGUGUAAUGAAACUCUCUUGUGUAUUUUUUUUAAACCAUUGAAAGUGCCAGCAUUUGAGUAUGGACUUCUAAUAGCACACUGGGUUAUGGCCACUAGGAAUGUACUGGUACUCACCCCAGCAGAGUGAGAAAAAGAAAAACAAAGACCUGCAUAUUUACCCUGUUUGUGUUUUAAUGUACAGUACCAGUCAAAAGUUUGGACACACCUGCUCAUUCAAAGGUUUUUCUUUAUUUGUACUAUUUUCUACAUUGUAGAAUAAUAGUGAAGACAUCAACACUUUGAUAUAACACAUAUGGAAUCAUGUAGUGACCAAAAAAAGUGUUAAACAAAUCCAAAUAUAUUUUAGAUUGCAGAAUCUUCUAAGUAGACACCCUUUGCCUUGAUGAUGAGUUGGAAUGCAGAGUGAAGGAAAAGAAGCCAACAAUUGCUCAGCAUAUGUGGGAACUCUUUCAAGACUGUUGGAAAAGCAUUCCAGGUGAAGCAGGUUGAGAGAAUGCUGGUUCAUGUGGUGGUCCUCAUGAGAGCCAGUUUCAUCAUAGCACUUGAUGGUUUUUGCAACUGCACUUGAAGAAACUUUCAAAGUUAUUGAAAUAUUCCGUAUUGACUGACAUUCAUGUCUUAAAGUAAUGAUGGACUAUCAUUUCUCUUUGCUUAUUUGAGCUGUUCUUGCCAUAAUAUGGACUUGGUCUUUUACCAAAAAGGGCUAUCUUCUGUAUACCACCCCUACCUUGUCACAACAGAACUGAUUGGCUCAAACGCAUUAAGAAGGCAAGAAAUUCCACAAACUUUUUACAAGGCACAUCUGUUAAUUGAAAUGCAUUCCAGGUGACUACCUCAUGAAGCUGGUUGAGAGAAUGCCAAGAGUGUGCAAAGCUGUCAUCAAGGCAAAGGGUGCCUACUUUGAAAAAUCUCAAAUAUACAAUAUAUUUUGAUUUGUUGAACACUUUUUUUGGUUACUACAUGAUUCCACAUGUGUUAUAUCAAAGUGUUGAUGUAUUCACUAUUAUUCUACAAUGUAGAAAUUAGUUUUUUAAAAAAGAGAAAAACCCUUGAAUGAGUAGCUGCGUCCAAACUUCUGACUGAUAAUGUAAAUCCAAACACUGUUUGAGAUGUAUAAUUCCCUUUGCAUCAGUGUCCGGGGUGUUUGAUUCAAUGAAUGCUAUCGCGUGUUUACACAUGGCAGUAAUACUUUUCAGACCAAAAUCUUUUAACCAUCCCCUCUGCCGGGGCGGCAGGGUAGCCUAGUGGUUAGAGCGUUGGACUAGCAAGUUCAAACCCCCGAGCUGACAAGGUACAAAUCUGUCGUUCUGCCCCUGAACAGGCAGUUAACCCACUGUUCCUAGGCCGUCAUUGAAAAUAAGAAUUUGUUCUUAACUGACUUGCCUAGUAAAAUAGAGGUUAAAUAAAUAGAGGGGAUGCAGGUUACUGGAAAGAAUUGACUAAAUCUACAAAAUAAAUACGAUACUAAGACACUAGCCAAAGCAUGCAGCGAUAGCAGGGAUUGACUCAAAGCCCUCCAAGUGAAGAGAGAGGAACGUGUGGGAGUGGAGAUUGAUUUGCAGCGCUAGAGGUCUCCCUCUUGGUUUGAGAGAGAGAGAGAGAGGCGUUUGUUACAUAAAUAUUUGUCCAUCACUCAGAAUGUCAAAACCUUUAAAGGCUUUUGUCUUGUGUGACUUUUCCUCAGGAAGGAGUUCUUGAUACAUUUGAUUAAGAAAGUAGCUUAUUCUUCCACCUCUCUUUAAUGCACAUGCAUACUACAAUACAAGAGUAUACAGAUUACGAUUAUUCUCAUAUCUUAUUCGAUAUGGUAUGACCCCAUUUAAACUGCUUCAACGACACUGAGAUGUAAGAUUAAAUGGCUAAAUGGCAGUCCAACACAUUUAUAAAGCUAAUAUAAUCAAGUGUUAACAACAACAGCUUGUUCAUUUGAUAAUGAGUAAUGAACAUAUUUUUCCUAUAAGGAGGUUUCUGUCUUCUGUAUUUGUAAUGUUUUAGUAUUUUCCUAAAUGGCCAAUUGUCAUGGGAUAGAAAGCACUGAAAAUUUGGACUGUGUCAAAUUGGCACAGAGUAGAGUGUGUAAAUACAUGGUCAUGUUACGCCAGCCAAUGUAACACUGUGUUGACAGUUUUUAUUUAUUUUUAUAAACACUACAUGUGACUAUAUGGAUGAUAAUGUUCAUGUCUACGUAUGAGACAGGAUGGAGGAGCAUGGUGACAUAUUGUACCAUGGCAAUGUGAUUUGACCAUGACAUGUAAAACGAUCCAUUUCAGUUGAUAGUUGUGAAUGGAUGUGGUCUCAUGUAGUGGUUGUAAAAGUACAGUGUUGCAUGUGAAAGCAAGAAGUCUCUGUUCGCUCUGAUCAAAAGUGAUCACACACCUGUGAAUCCCCCUGAAUAAUGCAGAAUAUAAAACCAAUGAUCUAAUAUCUCAGUCUGUGGUAGGCCAGGGUAUACAAAGAUUCUUAGUGUCCUGUCUUUAAUGACCUUUGCCCUUCCUUCAUCAGUUAAAGUGAGGACAGACAGAGUAGAGUACCCUGUAAACAUGAGAAAAGAUAGCCCAAAGCACCCUAUUCUGAGAUUGGUACUGUACACAUCUGAAGGCCCCUGAGAUUGGUACUGUACACAUCUGAAGGCGCCUGAGAAUGGUCCCCUGAUUCUGUUCUGUCCAGCAAAGGGAGGUAGCCAAUCAUUAGGUGCCUAUACUUCAAACAUUAUCAUCCAAUUUAAAAACACAAAACAUAACAAAUCAAAGUAGAUCACAUAAAUACCACACUAACAUUCCCAGGAGAAAAUCAUAUCUGAUAGAAUGGUAAAAAGGUGUCAUUUAGCUAAUCAAACCAAAACCUCUGUAGGUACUGUAGCUUAAAGCUGUGUGCUUUUAUCAUGUGUGCCUUUCUCUCUCCACUCAUUGCAGGCAACGGUAUGUUUACAUUUGAAGAAGCUGGCUCAAAUCCUGCUCAGGAGGUUGGCAGGGGUGAAGACAACAUUUUCAGGGGGUCAGGGAGGAUUGGGGGGGGGGGGGGGGGGCUAUUUAAAAAAAGAAGAAAGAAUAUUAAAUGUGUCUUUGACAGGCAGGAGAAGAUUCUAUUGCUGUUGCCGUGGUGACACAUUCAUGUUGUGACAGAGACACAAAACAUCAAUACGAUAUAAUGGUAAAGAAACUGUGAUCUAAUUACGAUGAUUCAGGUAUCCAACUGCAUGGGCGAUUUCUGUGAAGGAAAUAUCCAAAUGAGCAUAACCUUUAUUAUAGAUAAUGCAUUAGUGUUUAGGGCAUUAUUUUGAAGAAGAAAAACAUUUGUUGAAGUCUCUGUACAUAUUUGUAUUUAAGGAACAAUGUUAUUGUUGUUGUAUUAAAGAAAAUUUGAGAGAAAAAAAAAGUUUGUGACUAAAUGCACAGCCAAGGGUUGUCCUGCUAGCCCAUUUUUACAGAGAUGAGCUAUUUUUACUGGGGAUUUUCUAGGCAUUCAUAUUAUUAAUACCCUUUUGAAAAUUACAAACUUCCAAAAUUACAAGCACUUCCACAAUAAUAGAUAGUAAGGAUUUUUGUUACUUUUGUAGAGGUGAUUGUUCUUUUGCUACUAUUUUGUAAAGCAGGACAGGCCUUGGCUGUACGGCCUCUGGGUCUCCUGUUUUCUUUUGGAGGUUAACUCUGUAGUUGGGCUGAAAUUGUGACUCUGUGUUUGUGUACUUGUGUACAUGUUCCCAUGUUCCCGUGUCAGUAUUAUAAACAAGAUAAGAGAUGUCAGUUAUUGUGGGGGUAUCAACCAUGUUAUCUAUGAAAAACAUUAAUAAAGAAUUAUAGACAA
Messenger RNA from Oncorhynchus kisutch (coho salmon), 11655 nucleotides. Its product is annotated as myelin transcription factor 1. Gene Ontology annotation, cellular component: nucleus. The coding region runs from base 405 to 4301 and encodes 1298 amino acids. Lineage: Eukaryota; Metazoa; Chordata; Actinopteri; Salmoniformes; Salmonidae. The transcript is spliced from 23 exons. Gene Ontology annotation, molecular function: DNA-binding transcription factor activity, RNA polymerase II-specific; zinc ion binding; RNA polymerase II cis-regulatory region sequence-specific DNA binding. Gene Ontology annotation, biological process: regulation of transcription by RNA polymerase II. The record is from RefSeq and is a predicted model, not a curated record.